CAUGAAAUUGUUACCAUUAACAAAAGUUUUCAAUAUUUUGUGUUACAAUGUGGCCAGCGUAAUUAUAAUGAGCCAACUGGCAUGUUGUGGCAAUAACUGUGAACUAUUGGCCUUUAAGGAGUAUCUUCAAUUUCAAAAUUUAAAUCAGGCUAUUGUAGUCUAUGGUGGAAAGGAACGAAAAUCGUAUGAAAUGGCGAAGGAUCCAUUAUCUCAAUGUUUUCUUAAGUUUUUUAAUAUUAAUAAUUUAAACGCCAACACAGAUCUGUACAAAUUGUUUCGUGGAAAUUCUUAUCGUAUGGGUAUUUUUCUGAAACACACCACAGGAGAUGUUGCAAAGGAAAAAUUACUCUUCAAAGCAUCGGAAAAUUUUUCAUUUAACAACUCAAUAUCUUGGUUUGUCAUUAUGGAAAAUGAAUGCAAUAAGGAAGUCAAUUUUUUGGAAAAUAUUCAAAAUGCAUUUGGUAAUUUAAAUAUACUUCUCAAUGCUGACUUUACUGUGGUUUAUGAAACGAAGAAAUGUUUCUUCGAUUUGUACGAUAUUUAUAAAAUAUGUUAUAAAUGUAAUGAUGAUAAUCUGUUGGUGGAAUAUAAAGGAAAUUGGUCGAUGGAAAAUGGGUUGAUGGCUGAACAACGAUUUAAAAUCCCAUUUGUACUUCGAAGAAAUAAUUUUAGAAACUCGACGGUAAAUGUGGCAGCUGCUAUUCUCAACUAUUCUCCAAGCCUCAAUAUGACAAUGUCAGAAUAUUUGAAUGAUAACAAACAUUAUUUACAAAACGAUUUUAUGCAGAGGAAAACCUAUCAGUUAAUGGCUAUAACCCAGGAUGUGUAUAACUACAGUUUUCAACUACAUAUCAAAGAUGGCUGGGGAAUAUUUAAUAAUGGAACAUGGACCGGUGUCAUUGGUCUGAUGACCAACAAGGAUGUUGAAUUUAGUCUGUCCCCGUUACGUUACAUGAUCGAUCGCUUGCAUGUUGUCAGCUAUACUCCCGUGGUGCAUGUCGAAUUAGUACGCUUUCUUCUGCGCCAUCCGAAACGCACAAGCAUACGCAACAUCUUCUUCGAACCAUUGGCCGUCAAUGUGUGGUGGUGUGUCCUGGCCUUAAUUAUAAUCACGGGUAUUUUGUUGGGCAUACACAUUCACACGGAAUACCAACUCUACUGGAAAUUGAAAAUGCUACAACCACACGAACGUGUUGCAACGUUCUACCAACGUGGUCCCGAACAUAAGCUGGAUUUUGUUGUAUUGACCAUAUUGGAGACGGCAUUUAUGCAAGGCCCCGCACCUGAGCAGUUUCAUGCCAAUUCGACACGUUUGCUUUUGACUUCGGUAUCUGUAUUCGCCAUACUUCUGAUGCAAUUCUAUGGGGGAUACAUUGUGGGCACUCUGCUAUCGGAAACUCCACGUACAAUCACCACUCUAGAAGCCCUCUAUAAUAGCACUAUGGAGAUUGGAAUGGAAGAUGUUUCGUAUAACUAUGAUAUUUUCAAUCUUAGCCAAAAUCAGGUGGCACAGAAAAUUUUCAAGACUCGCAUUUGCAAGAAUGGCAAACGGAAUAUCGUGACUUUGGAGGAUGGAUUGCAGCGUAUAGCCAAGGGCGGGUUUGCCUUGCAUGUAUCACUUAAUAGGGCAUACCAGCUAUUGACAGAUAUGUUAACACAAUCACAAUUUUGUGAACUACAAGAGAUAACAUUUAACAACCCGUUUGUGACAGCCAUUGGCACGUCGAAGACAACACCCUAUUUGAAAUAUUUGAAGACAGCUGUUUUGAAGUUUCGUGAAUCUGGCGUUAUGCGAUAUAACGAACUUGUAUGGAAAUUACCAAAGAUCGAUUGUGCUGCUUUGGCCAAAGAUGAUGUGGAAGUUGAUUUGGAACACUUUGCUCCCGUCUGUGUAUUUUUAGCAUUUGCUAUUAUGAUAUCGAUAUGGAUUUUUAUGUUGGAACUAAUCUAUAAACGUAUGAAAUAUUUACUUCAUAUAGAUUACGAAGAAAUACGAGGUACUAUUCGUUCUUAUUUGCGUAAAUGA
Molecule: messenger RNA, 2026 nt
Organism: Musca vetustissima
Lineage: Eukaryota; Metazoa; Arthropoda; Insecta; Diptera; Muscidae
Product: glutamate receptor 1-like
Exons: 6
Coding region: 2-2026 (674 amino acids)
Source: RefSeq, a predicted model, not a curated record